This is a messenger RNA of Psilocybe cubensis, 3219 nucleotides long. RefSeq lists its product as uncharacterized. Gene Ontology annotation, biological process: calcium ion transmembrane transport; intracellular calcium ion homeostasis. The record is from RefSeq and is a predicted model, not a curated record. Bases 1 to 3219 code for a protein of 1072 amino acids. Gene Ontology annotation, molecular function: ATP binding; ATP hydrolysis activity; P-type calcium transporter activity. Lineage: Eukaryota; Fungi; Basidiomycota; Agaricomycetes; Agaricales; Agrocybaceae. Gene Ontology annotation, cellular component: plasma membrane. The transcript is spliced from 19 exons.
AUGGGCAUUUUCACUCGGAAACCCGACCUCAAGCUCAGUAAUCGAAUAGAUACAGUCACCGUUCCACCCAAAGUUCGGGACUUCACGACAAUCACCCCUGUUGCACAUACCCUUACUCCGUCAGAGCUCCUCGAGGACCUUGGGGUGUCGGAGCAUGAUGGACUUACGAAGAACGAGGCAGCUAGUCGCCUACAAACUUGUGGAGAGAACCUCCUCCAGGGAAAGGAAGGCGUCUCAGCAUGGCGGGUAUUAGUAGGGCAGCUUUCGAAUGCCCUUACAUUGGUUUUGAUCGCAGCUUUGGCCCUCAGUUUUGGUGUCGAGGAUUUUAUCGAAGGGGCUGUUAUUGCAGCGGUUAUCGUUCUCAAUACAACGCAAGUUAUUUGUUUGCACUUCUCCGAAUACCGCGCGGAGAAAACUAUGGACUCUUUAAGGCAGCUUUCAUCACCUACAGCUCUCGUCAUUCGUAAUGGAGAGAGUAUUCCCAUUCCCGCCAAGAACGUCGUACCAGGCAUUCCAGGCGACCUUGUACUAAUCAAAGCUGGCGAUGUUGUCCCUGCCGAUUUGCGGCUUAUCUCAGUCUCCAAUCUCGAACUUUCAGAGCAACUUUUGACAGGGGAAUCAUUACCAGUUUCGAAGAAUAUAGACACCUUCAGUGAAAACCAAUUAGAUAUUCCGAUCGGUGAUCGCCUAAAUCUAUGUUAUGCCUCUACGGUUGUAACCAAAGGACGGGGAACUGGAAUUACAGUAGGAACUGCUAUGAAUACCCAGAUUGGCCGCAUUGCUAAUGCAAUUAGCGGCAAAACAGAUGCUUCUGGAGAAGCCAUCAAAGAUGACAGACCUUGGUAUAAGCGAGUGUCUAACAAGGUGCUCGAAUUCUUGGGCCUUCGAUCGGGAACCCCUCUACAGAUUAAGCUAGCAAAGCUGGCAUUUGUCCUUCUCUUCUGUGCCAUCAUCCUGGCUAUUAUCGUCUUUUCUGUCGCGCGUUGGAAGGUUACAAACGAAGUCGCUCUUUACGGCAUUGCGGUGGCCAUUGCCAUCAUACCUGAAUCACUCAUCGCGGUGUUGACGCUUACGAUGGCGGUGGGCACAAAACGCAUGGCGAACGAGAAUGUUAUUGUACGGAAGCUUGACGCACUGGAAAAUUUGGGAGGAGUAACGGAUAUUUGCAGUGACAAGACAGGAACACUAACUCUAGGAAAAAUGUCUGUACGCAAAUUUUGGUUGGCAGGCGAUCCACAGAAAGCUGUCGAAUAUGUAGCGGAUGUUACGCAGAAUGCGUUAGAACCCGUUGGAAAUGUUCUCCGAGAAGAUAAUGGAUCAGUGCUUGAUACAGCUUUCUUGGGCGAUAGCUUAUCCGAGGCUCUUCGAAUCGCAUCUUUGUGCAAUGUUGCAACAAUCCAUAAGAAUCUAAAGGGAGAAUGGAAAUCCACUGGCGAUCCUACGGAAGUCGCGCUUCAAGUUUUCGCAACUAAACUCAAACUUGGAAGGCCGGGUCUAGUAACCGGUUUGACUGAACCUAAGGAGAAGGUAACACGAUUCGCCAUGGGAAAAGUUAUCGAGAAUGGCGAGAAACAACCUCAUUUCGACGAAAAACAACCGCAACAUCUUCCAAAGCGAUUCGAACUCAAAGCUGAAUUCCCAUUCUCCAGUGACUUGAAACGAAUGUCCAUGAUCUAUUUAGAUCAAGAACUGGAUGGACAGGCCCUCGUCGUUAUUAAGGGAGCGUCGGAACGCGUGUUGGCAGCAUCAACUCACUAUGUCCCUUCUCCCGAAUCAUCACCGGAAACUGCUCCUCUGUCGGAAGAGAUCAGAAAUACUUUUCUGGUCAAAGCUGAGGAACUGGCAUCUCAAGGUCUCCGCGUCAUUGGCUUGGCAUCAAGGAUUAUACCUGCUACUGGAAUUGAAACUCUCACCCGAGAAGAGGUUGAACGGGAUUUUGUAUUCCGCGGGCUUGCAGGUAUCUUCGAUCCACCUCGGCCAGAGACGCUUGGUGCUGUUCGAGCGUGUAAACAGGCGGGCAUCGUGGUACACAUGUUAACCGGUGACCAUGUCACAACUGCGAAGGCAAUUGCUGAGGCUGUCGAAAUCAUCUCGCCAGAUGCGCCUCCUAGUGCCGUUAUGACGGCGACUGAAUUCGAUAGGCUGACGGAUAAAGAAAUCGAUGCACUCCCAGAACUACCCCUAGUUAUUGCUCGCUGUGCUCCCGAGACCAAAGUUCGUAUGAUUCAUGCUGGGAAACGUCGAGGCAAGCAUCUAUCGAUGUCCGGUGAUGGCGUCAACGACUCUCCUGCUUUGAAAUUGGCUCCCGUUGGCAUUGCGAUGGGCAUGGCUGGCUCUGAUGUGGCGAAAGACGCUUCAGAUCUCGUUUUGACAGAUGACAACUUCAAUUCCAUCGUAGUCGCAAUAACCGAAGGUCGCCGCUUGUUUACGAAUAUUCAAAGGUUUAUCGUACAUCUUCUGACCACCAACGUGGCAGAAGUAGCUCUUUUGAUUAUUGGACUUUGUUUCCAGGAUGAAGGCCAAAAUAGUGUUUUCCCUCUGAGUCCCAUCGGUGUGUUGUGGGUUAACAUGCUUACCAGCUCUCCUCCUGCAUUUGGUCUCGGUUUGGAGGCAGCUGAUAGAAAUUUGAUGAGAAGACCGCCUCACUCGCUCAAGGAUGGUAUUUUCACUUGGCCAGUUAUCUUGGACUGUCUGGCAUACGGCAUUAUCAUGGGUGGAAUUUCUCUUGCUAGCUUUGUCAUUGUUAUCUAUGGCAAGGGAAAUGGAGACCUUGGGCAUGAUUGUAACCACGAAGUCAGUGAAUUGUGUCGAAACGUGUUCAGGGCCCGGUCAACGACAUUUGCCACGUUGAUUUUUGCGAUAUCGAUCUACGGAUUGGAGCUAAAAUCAUUCGAUCGCUCUUUAUUCUCAUUAACCCCUGGUCGCCACUUCAUGAAAGAUCUUUUGGCUAACCCUGUCUUAUUAUGGUCAUGUCUUGGUGGUAUGAUUAGCGUGGUUCUUCCCAUCUACAUCCCCGGCUUGAACACCCGUGUAUUCUAUCAAAGUGGGAUAGGCUGGGAAUGGGGAGUGGUCGCGGGGAUGUCUGUCGUCUUCUUGAUAUGGUGUGAAAUCUGGAAGGUGCUCAGGAAGCCCCUUUACCGACGAUGGACACCAUCUCUCGUUGAAAAUCUCGUACACGAUGAACAUGAUAGCAACGAAAAGCCACGCCGAGACGUUUAA